AUGCAGAAUUUAACACGGUUUAACGAUUUUCCUAGUAGUAUAUCUGCAUGCGAAAUUAACAGGAAGAAAGCUACUUAUUUCUCAAACGCGUCUUUCAAUAAAAUACCGGACACGAGUCGCGUUUCAACUACCGAAGAAUUAUUGUCACCUGUUGUUGUUAGUAGUAGCUGGGACUUGGCUCCCGCAACUAAUAUUUCACGAUACGACGUGCUAGAAUCACCUAAACCAACGAACCGAGUAUUUAAUAAUAAUUUAGAAAGAAAACUUUCUGUAGGCUGGAACGAAUUUCUGGAUGAGGACUUUUUCGGCAAUUUUGAUAAUAGCCCUAGGGACAUCGCAGUUAACGAAAAGGACAAAAAUGAGGUAAGGGCUGACAAAGACGACAUUACAAUAAUCGAAAAUUAUAAAGAUCAUACUGCAAUCGAAGUUGUAACCUCAAGUCAUGUUACAUGUGAACCGAUUCCUCCUCCGAAGAGUAGGAAGUCUACAACGAAAAACAACAAAACAGACAAAGUAAAGAAAGUUAAAAAUGUAAGAAAAUGUUUCCGAAAAGAUAAAUAUAACAAAGCGGUAAAGAAUUGGCUAAACGACGUAGAGAGCAAUGUUGAUAAAGCCAUUACAUCAUCAGAUGUUAACUACGCGAGAGAGGGUAUUAACGAUAAAAAGAAUACGAAAAUAGACAAACAUAUAAAUAAAAAAGUGAAGAAAAUAGUACAAGCUAGACUUGCUAAUAAGGGAGGAAUAAUGAAAUAUUCAAAACCAAAGAUGACCGACGGAACAGAAGAUCAAAACUCUAACAAAAAAUCAUCUUCCCCAAUCAAUAACUUUAAACUUCCAGCAUCCGAAGAAACUUGUGAGAAUUUCCAGGAAAAACCACUGCAAAAAGAACAACAAACAAUGGAUAAACCUAAACCAAAAGAAGAUGUAAAAAUAAAGGAAAAGAAGGCAAGAUCAAAGUUCGUAGCACCGGUGCUGACUCCACUACCGGUCAAGGAUGUUACAUACGAGAUAGAAAUUUUAGACCAGCAACAGCAAGGAAAUACCUUGUUUAAUUCCGAGAACACUGAAAUUCUAAUGGUGUUAAUUUAUGGUAACGGCUUCAACCAGUUAAACUGCCAGUACGCAACCACGGACGCGCCGCCCGAGGGUAUCGUGUUCGGUGUCGGAGACCAAUAUUAUUAUAUCAAGAAUUUUACCGUUUUCUCUGAGGAAGCAUUUUGCCGCGUAAUAAGCAGCAACAUUCUCAUCUGCUUCCACGCCAAGGAUGUGUUGAUAUUCCUCAUGAAGCACUAUGACCUCGCAUCGUGCUCCUACAAUAUAAUAGAUUUGAAGGUUGGCGGAAGCCUUCUCAGUCCCGACGAGCCUCCAGAUUCGUUCUCCAAGCUGCAGAAGCUCGUGGGCAGCAGCUCCCAAUUCUCCAUAGCGUCAGAGUGUCCUUUGCAGAAGUGCGCGCGUUACAUGGCGCUGCUGAGAGAGUGCGGUGGGAUUGUGCGAGGGAUGCUCAAAGACGCCGGCAUGUGGACGCUCUUCAGUGAUAUUGAGAUGCAGGCGCUGCCUAUUAUUGCAGAAAUGGAACACCACGGCAUCUGCGUCAACGAGGACCACCUGAAGAAGUUGGACGCCAUCUUGUUUGCCCACAUGAAGGAGGUGGAGGAGAAGUGUUACUGUGCGGCGGGCAGGAGCUUCCAGAUCACGUCGGCGCUGCAGGUGCGCAACAUCGUGUACGGCGAGCUGCGGCUGGACGAGAAGUGCAACGUCGCCGUGCGAGAGACCGUCACUAAAGCCAAGUCCACUUCCGAGGCCAUGCUUCGUCUGCUGGCCGGCGUGCACCCACUGCCGGCGCUGGUGCUGCAGUACCGGCAGCUGCACAAGGCGCGCACCACCUUCGUCGCCGGCAUCCUGCACCACGUCCGCGGCGGCGUCGUCAGACCCAAAUGGGAGCAGAACGCCGCAGUGACGGGCCGCAUCGCGUGCAACAACCCCAACCUGCAGGCCAUACCCAAGACCUUCAGCCUGACGCUAGAUCCCGAACAGGAAGGCGAUGGUGUCGUGGGCGGAGCGUCCGCAGACGCGGGCACGUUGUCGUUCCGCGGCGCGUACGUAGCGCACGCGGGUCGCGUGCUGCUGGCGGCGGACUUCCGCCACGCGGAGUGCCGCGUGCUGGCGCUGGCCGCCGCCGACGCCGCGCUCGCCGCCGCCCUCGCCAGCCCGGACCUGUUCGCCGAGCUCGCCGCACAGUGGCUGGGCAAGUCAGUGGAGGCGGUGUGUAGUGCGGAGCGCGAGCGCACUAAGCGGCUGGUGUACGCGUGCCUGUACGGCGCCGGCGCGCGCAAGAUGGCCGACAUACUGCGCAUGACCGAGGACCGCGCGAGAGACGUCAUAGACAGUUUCCACAAGUCGUUUUCGGCGCUGCGUUCUUUUGGAGAGGGUGUGGUCGCUGCGGCGCGCGGGGGGCGGCUCCGCACGCCGGGCGGGCGCGUGCGUCGCCUGCCGCAUCUCACUAGCGACGACCGAGCGGAACGCGCGCACGCUGAGCGACAGGCUGUCAAUUUUAUUGUGCAAGGGUCAGCGGCGGACCUGUGCAAGUCGGCGAUGGUGUCUUGCGGCGCGGCGCUGCGGGGGGCGGGGCUGGCGGCGCGCCCGCUGCUGCAGAUACACGACGAGCUCGUGUGGGAGCUCGAGCCGCAGGACUUGCCGGCUGCGGCGAAAGUAAUAAAGUCGGCAAUGGAGGGUUGCGGCGCGCGCGUCGGUCUGCCGGCCGCCUUCCCCGUGCAGCUCAGCGCCGGACCCAGCUGGGGGGACCUCCGGCCAUACACCGUGUGACUCCACAACACACCACAACAUCCACAACAAGCCACUGUCCCACAGCAGUGGCAAACACUCGCCAUAACACUUGCAAUACGCCACAGUGCCUACAGCACGCCACAACCACAAUGCGCCUCAAAAUCAACCAUAGCAUGACAAAACGCCUGCUACAAUACUUAUAAAUUAUAAUAAUACCCCACGGUACAUACGACAUACGAUAUUAUAAGUCUAUGGUACAUACCUACAAUACUCUACAUUAUGUCACGCGCCAGACAUGACUC
Molecule: messenger RNA, 3086 nt
Organism: Aricia agestis (brown argus)
Lineage: Eukaryota; Metazoa; Arthropoda; Insecta; Lepidoptera; Lycaenidae
Product: DNA polymerase nu-like
Exons: 13
Coding region: 1-2823 (940 amino acids)
Biological process (GO): DNA-templated DNA replication; double-strand break repair
Molecular function (GO): DNA-directed DNA polymerase activity; DNA binding
Source: RefSeq, a predicted model, not a curated record